Molecule: messenger RNA, 807 nt
Organism: Helianthus annuus (common sunflower)
Lineage: Eukaryota; Viridiplantae; Streptophyta; Magnoliopsida; Asterales; Asteraceae
Exons: 2
Coding region: 71-583 (170 amino acids)
Source: RefSeq, a predicted model, not a curated record
UCAACAAUAACUUCUCUCAUUUCAUUCCUACAUUCUCUCUCUUAGGGUUUGUUUGUUUCUAUCAACAACAAUGGCGACGGAAGUUAACGACGGAGCUGUGGCCGCCGGGGAGGUUAACGGUGCCGCGGUGGAGAAGACUGUGACGUUCACGGCGGUGAAGCCGCGCUUGUUCGUGGAGGCGUUGAAGGUUGGAGAUGCGGUUGCGUUUUACAAAGCUGCGUUUGGUGCUGAGGAGGUGAAUCGUGUGAAUCAUCCGAAGCGGAAGGCUGAUCAGGAGCUUCCGGUUCUGAUUUCUGCUGAGAUUAAGCUCGCUAACUCGAGUUUUCUUGUUUCUGAUGUUUCUGAGGAUUCUACCGCUACUGAUAAAGCGGUGGGGUCCGGACUGGUUUUCUGCCUAGAGACCGAGGACAUUGAAGCUGCUGUGGACGCAGCAGUUAAGGCUGGUGCAGUUGCCGAUGGUGAAAUUAGCGAGGGUGAAGGCGCGUGCUGUGGUGGGCGCGUGGGUAAAGUGAAGGACCCGUACGGCGUCGUCUGGGCAAUCUGCACUCCUAUUGCUAAAAAGUGUGGUGACGUGGAGGCUUAAGGAACGUUGGAUCUGAUCUGCUGUUGGUUUUUGUUUUUAGGAUGCUUUUUUAAUUCAAAGAAAUCUCGGUGGUAUGACUAGUUGCAGUAAAUGGGUAGGUUUAUCAUGGUUAUGGCUAAUUGGUGUUUUAAGACCUUUGAUGGAUGGAGGAGAUAUUGGCCCUUUUUAACAGAUUGGAAUCUUAUCUUUUGGUUAUCUUUCUCAUGAAGUUUGUUUGUUGGUUA